UGCCGUUUUUAGGAAGCUUAGUUAGAUAAGGGCCCUGGUAGGUUGAGGACUAUUUUUUUUUAAUGUUCUGCGUUGUUUCAAGUUUCAAUAAUUGUCACUGAUUGAAAAUGCCACCUAAAGCAGUUAAGAAGGGCUCAGCCAAAAAGCCCAAUGCUUCUGGUGCCUCAGCUGUCGGCAAGAACUGGGAGGCUGGUCUCAGCAGAGCUCCGUUUGAAGAGGAGUCAUGGCAAGCCUGUGUGUCUCUGGUGGUCGGGAGAAGUCCAGAGGAGGAGAAGCUGACCCAGGCUUUGUCUGUGGCUGCACAGAAACCACAGCGCAAACUUUUCAGCUUGCUGACCUGGGAAAGCACCGUUGCAAAGAUCCAUGAACUGGGGAAUCCCAAAGCAAAACGACCUGAUGAAGCCCCCAUGUUUUAUGAGGUUACAGAGCCAGCGAAGGUACUCCUGGAUGCAGGAGAUGAGAUUCCUUGUGACCUGAUGGCUAAUAUACUGAAGUUCCAGCUGCUACAAAUCAAAGCCAAUGAUCAGCAGAGGAGGGAAGCCGAGCAGGCUGAGGAGGAGAAGGCAAACGUUGAUCCUCCCUCUGUCAACAAGGACAAAGGAGGGGCUAAAGUCACUGACAAAAAGGGGAAGGGCCCACCCUCACCUGUGGGACCCUCUAAGGAGAAGAAGACAAAGCUAAAACGCAGGGAUGAUGUUGAGCCACCAAAGUAUAUAGAUGACGAGCCAGAGGAUGGACCUCAACACUACAUCCUGCUGCUCGGCUUCUUUCAGCCCCACCUGAUUGGAGCGCUUGAUGCCUUAGGUGUUCAUGUAGCCAAUGUCAUUAAAUUGUGUUCGGAGCACACACAAACUUCUGAGGAGCAGCAGGAAGAAAGUCCCUUUGGGGGCAAUGAGCAGACAACUUCUCCAGUUUUGGAUUCAGCAGAAGUUCAUGGUCGUGCAGAGUUGGAUUUAUUCUGGUCCGGUCUGAGACCAGUUUUGGACAGCGGGCCUCCCCAGUCCAAGCUCCAUGAUGCGGUUCAGCUUAGCUACACUGCUCCAGAUCUCAGUUCUCACACACAGAACCCUGACGCUGAGCUGGAGAUUGGAAACCAAAUCUUUGAAGGUGUGGCCAAUCUCAUCUAUGACUGUCUGAAAUGGCGCCUACAACAUCAGCACUACCUGGACAACAUGGAACUCUUCAGUGUACCCACUGUUGUUGUGAUGGGUGCUGAGCCUGCAGAGGUUGUGCCAACCCCUCUCCCCGUUACUCCACGCUCCAAGAAGAAAUUGGUGCGAGAGGAAACUCCACCAGACCAAGACAUGCUGAACAUCCACAAGGUUUUACUCAAAAGCAGCAUGCAGCAGGAGAAGGUUCCACCUACUACAUCUCUGGGGAUCACAGUGAUCCUGAAGAGAGACAUAUCAGCAUUCACUCCUUCGUACCAGUGA
This is a messenger RNA of Notothenia coriiceps (black rockcod), 1433 nucleotides long. Its product is annotated as sperm-associated antigen 17-like. Gene Ontology annotation, biological process: epithelial cilium movement involved in extracellular fluid movement; axonemal central apparatus assembly. The record is from RefSeq and is a predicted model, not a curated record. Lineage: Eukaryota; Metazoa; Chordata; Actinopteri; Perciformes; Nototheniidae. The coding region runs from base 108 to 1433 and encodes 441 amino acids. Gene Ontology annotation, cellular component: axonemal central apparatus. The transcript is spliced from 11 exons.